AAUUUAAACACACUUGUCAAAUAAAUUGUUUAGGAGUGCGAUUUUGCCGGAUUACUUUUGAUUUCUAGUAAUUUACCUAGAAUUUCACGCACUAAGGAAGUGUGAAACAUGGCUUCUCUAGCAGCAGCUCAAGUGCAAGAAGUGCGUUCCAUAACGCGCAUAGAGCGUAUAGGUGCACACUCCCAUAUCCGUGGUUUGGGUCUAGAUGAUUCUCUGGAGCCCCGAGCCGUGUCACAGGGCAUGGUGGGACAGAAGACAGCCAGGAAGGCUGCGGGCGUCGUGCUGCAGAUGAUUCGAGAAGGUAAAAUAGCCGGCCGAGCUGUGCUACUCGCAGGACAGCCAGGCACUGGCAAGACAGCCAUCGCCAUGGGGCUGGCGCAGGCGCUGGGGCCUGAUACACCCUUCACUAGCAUGGCAGGAUCUGAGAUUUAUUCUCUUGAAAUGAGCAAGACAGAAGCUCUGACACAAGCCAUCAGGAAAUCUAUCGGCAUCAGGAUCAAGGAGGAGUCGGAGAUCAUCGAAGGUGAAGUAGUAGAGGUGGUGGUAGACCGCGCUGCAGGCGGCACGGCGCGCGUCGGACGGCUGACCCUCAAGACCACCGACAUGGAGACCAACUACGACAUGGGGGCUAAGAUGAUCGACUCCAUGCUUAAAGAGAAGGUACAAGCAGGAGAUGUGAUCACCAUAGACAAGGCUACGGGCAAGAUCAACAAGCUUGGCCGCAGCUUCGCCCGCGCCAGAGACUACGAUGCCACAGGUCAGCAAGCGCGUUUCGUACAGUGCCCCGAAGGCGAGCUGCAGAAGCGCAAGGAAGUCGUCCACACGGUGACCUUACACGAAGUCGAUGUUAUCAACUCCCGCACCCAUGGAUUCCUCGCACUUUUCUCCGGUGACACCGGUGAAAUCAAAUCGGAGAUUCGCGAGCAAAUUAACAGCAAAGUGGCCGAGUGGCGUGAGGAGGGCAAGGCCGAGAUGAUACCUGGAGUUCUCUUCAUUGACGAGGCCCAUAUGUUAGACAUCGAGUGCUUCUCGUUCCUGAACCGCGCGCUGGAGUCGGAGACGGCGCCCGUCGUCAUCAUGGCCACCAACCGCGGCAUCACGCGCAUCCGCGGCACCGCCUACCGCAGCCCGCACGGCAUCCCGCUCGACCUGCUGGACCGCGCCAUCAUCGUGCCCACGCAGCCCUACGACCACAAGGACCUCAAGGAGAUCCUUAACAUCAGAUGUGAAGAAGAAGACUGUCAAAUGUCAAGCGACGCUCUGACAGUGUUAGCUCGCCUCGCCACCGAGACAUCACUUCGGUACGCCAUUCAGCUCAUCACUACAGCUUCUCUGGUCGCCAAGCGAAGGAAGGCUACUGAGGUCAGCAUGGAAGACGUGAUGAAGGUCUACUCCCUCUUCCUGGACGAGCACCGCUCGGAGCAGUUCCUCAAGGAGUACCAGGACGAGUUCAUGUUUGACGAUGGAUCUGGUGAUGGUCCGCAACAAGCUAUGGAAGUCUCACAGUAAAAGGAAAUUGGGGUCAAAUAUUUUAAUAUUAUGUGUUAUUAAUUUGGACAGCCAAUGUGUUAAUUAAUUUUUAGAUUUUUCAAAUAUUUUCAGAUGUACGAGAUUUUUGGAAUCUUCAAAAAAUGAAUUGUUUGAUAUGUCCACGGCAAAAGUAACGCGAGUCACCAUUUUAUUGCGCGUUUUAGGGUUCCGUACCUCAAAAGUAAAAAAUGGAACCCUUAUAGAGUCGAACCAAGAUAAG
Messenger RNA from Cydia pomonella (codling moth), 1750 nucleotides. It is a transcript of the gene rept, whose product is annotated as ruvB-like 2. Gene Ontology annotation, cellular component: NuA4 histone acetyltransferase complex; Ino80 complex; Swr1 complex. Bases 109 to 1509 code for a protein of 466 amino acids. The record is from RefSeq and is a predicted model, not a curated record. NCBI's taxonomy places the organism in Eukaryota, Metazoa, Arthropoda, Insecta, Lepidoptera, Tortricidae. Gene Ontology annotation, molecular function: ATP binding; DNA helicase activity; ATP hydrolysis activity. Gene Ontology annotation, biological process: chromatin remodeling; regulation of transcription by RNA polymerase II; box C/D snoRNP assembly. The transcript is spliced from 12 exons.